AUGCAUCGUUUCAAUGUGAUUCGAGGCUUAUCAAAUCUUGCACCAAAUCAACUGAACAUUCAACCGGCUAUUAAGAGAAGUCCGACCGCUCUACUUGAAGCAUUGGCGUCGACGGUUGGCACUGAUCCGACGGCUCCACACUUCUCAUUUAUCGAUGAUCCGGCAAUGAUUCCAACAACACCUGGACAAAAGAGGAAUUACUAUUUGGCAAAGGAACUAGGUCGUCGUGCUGCGCGUCAACUUGCCGAGGAAUGGCCAACUUUGUUCGCCUUUGAUCGUGAAUUUCCACGGAUGAAUGCUUUUCGACCACAAAAGGAACUUGAUCCGGCUUUGAUGGAUCCAAAUGAGCAGAAUCUUUGGAUGUUAAUUGAGAAGCGACAAGUGAAAGACGCGACCAUCUUGUACGAGAAAAUCCGCGAGAAAGAUAUUAAUGUUUCUGAAGGUGUUAAGAAAGAUCUCUUCUUUCUCUUGGCGUAUUAUGGUGGAGAAAAUGUGCCGUUCUACGAGGAAUUGGAGUGGCACGGGCUGAGAACCUUUGGAGAAGCCGAUCCACCAAAAUGGAAGGACGAUGUGAUUUCUUUGCUUUAUGAAUCAAUUGAACAAACUCCUGAGGUCAAAUCGGCAAUGAUUUGUGGGAUUAUUAAGCACACUCAAAGUACGGAGAAAGCAAAUCAACUAUUCCAGGAAAUUCUUUCAUCUGGUGCCACUCCUUGUGUUGAAGCUUUCAAUGCUGUGAUGGGAAAAUCUCAAUUUUCGCUGUCUCUCAAAUUACUCCAAAAGAUGAAUCAGCUAUCAAUAAAACCAAAUGUGAACACAUUCAAUGCUUUACUGGAGAGCAACAUGACGGCACCGUUAGAUAAACGCCAAAAAACGGCAAUGAAAAUUCUUGGAGAGAUGAAACUUUUAAAGAUUCAUCCCACUUUGUUAACCUACAAUCAUUUGUUGAAUGGAAUUGUAAAAAUUCGAACAAAAGAUGCGGAUAACAAAGAUUUCAAGCCUAAGGAAGAUGAUUUAAAGCUUGCAAUCACCGUUUUGAAUGAAAUAAUGACUCGGAUUGCUGGUGAAACGUAUGAGUCAAACACCCUCAACGAUCAUCACUUUUUUCUCACGGCCAUGUCAAUAUGUCUGAUGACGAAAAAUGUGGAGAUUGCGCAGAAAGUUGUACAAUUCUAUGAAUCACCAAAUAACAAAGUGAAAGCCCCGGAGUUCACUUUUGAGAACAGUUUCUACAACAAAUACCUACAGCUCUUCAUUGACACAACUGGGGAUUUAAAGGAAAUUGAGAGGGUCUACAAGGAAUAUGUUCCAAAUCGUGUUGGUGUUUCUCGUUUCCUCAUCAUCAGGCUCAUCAAUCGUCUACGGAACUCAGACAAUUGGUCAUUUAUUAAACGCUUGACGGAAGACGGAAUUUGUGCUCAAAUGUUGACCGAUGCUCGUGUCUCAUCUGAUCUCCGUCUCCUACUCAAAGGGAUCAACUAUUCGGCUUUGAGUCCCACUGAACGUGAAGAAUAUUCACAAGUUGUGCAUAGAAUUGUCAACGCCCUCGUCGAAUACAGUGAAUUCAAUAAGAAGGACCGAAAUCGUCUACAGCAAAAACUCUACCCGAGCACAAUAAUUGAAUGCGCAUGUCUUUUGACAAAGAUUGGAGAGGAAAACAAGGCGAUUGACUUGUUGCGGAUGUUGGUUGAAGAGGAGGAUGUUAAAGAGAACGAAGUGCCAAAGGUUGUUCAAGAAGGUCAACUGAAGAUCGGCCUCAUUCAAGAGCUCUUCGAUCACGCACUUCGACAGAAGAACACCGAUUUUGCUGCUUUCAUUUUUGAGAUAAUGUCCCGUGAUUUGCCUCGAGCUCAACUCAAACUGCAAGCCCAGCGAAUGACGGAGAGAUGUCGACUGAACGGGGAACAAACGAGGAUUCUGGAGGGAUUCGUACGUCUUCGACCCGAA
Messenger RNA from Mesorhabditis belari, 1944 nucleotides. NCBI's taxonomy places the organism in Eukaryota, Metazoa, Nematoda, Chromadorea, Rhabditida, Rhabditidae. The record is from the annotation of a GenBank genome assembly.